Messenger RNA from Cavia porcellus (domestic guinea pig), 3216 nucleotides. Its product is annotated as signal transducer and activator of transcription 5A. The record is from RefSeq and is a predicted model, not a curated record. The transcript has 19 exons. Gene Ontology annotation, biological process: regulation of transcription by RNA polymerase II; cytokine-mediated signaling pathway; cell surface receptor signaling pathway via JAK-STAT. NCBI's taxonomy places the organism in Eukaryota, Metazoa, Chordata, Mammalia, Rodentia, Caviidae. Bases 168 to 2555 code for a protein of 795 amino acids. Gene Ontology annotation, molecular function: DNA-binding transcription factor activity, RNA polymerase II-specific; RNA polymerase II cis-regulatory region sequence-specific DNA binding.
AUGCCCCCGGGCGCCGAGCUGAGGCCAAGGCUGGAGGCUGCGGCUGGCGAGGGCGGCGGCGCGCGCUGUGUUUGGCCGAGCCGAGGCAGCUGACUUUUGAGGAAAUCGCUGGUCCUGGCUCUUCCUGUAGCAGCAGCGGCGCGAGGGGAGCGGGAACCCAGGUGACCAUGGCCAGCUGGAUCCGUGCCCAACAGUUGCAGGGCGAUGCGCUGCACCAGAUGCAGGCACUGUACGGCCAGCACUUCCCCAUCGAGGUGCGCCACUACCUGGCCCAGUGGAUAGAGAGCCAGGCCUGGGAUGCCAUCGAUGUGGACAGCCCCCAGGACCAUGCCCAGGCCGCCCAGCUGCUGGAGGGCCUGGUGCAAGAGCUACAGAGGAAGGCAGAGCACCAGGUCGGGGAGGACGGGUUUCUGCUGAAGAUCAAGCUGGGCCACUACGCCAUGCAGCUGCAGAGCACGUAUGACCGCUGCCCCCUGGAGCUGGUCCGCUGCAUCCGGCACAUUCUGUACAAUGAGCAGAGGCUGGUCCGAGAGGCCACCAACGGCAGCUCCCCAGCCAGUAGCCUCCCCGACACCCUGUCACAGAAGCACCUGCAGAUCAACCAGACCUUUGAGGAGCUGCGGCUGGUGACGCAGGACAUGGAGAAUGAGCUCAAGAAGCUGCAGCAGGCCCAGGAGUACUUCAUCAUCCAGUACCAGGAGAGCCUGCGCGUCCAGGCCCAGUUCACACAGCUGGCGCAGGUGAGCCCCCAGGAGCGGCUGAGCCGGGAGUCGGCCCUGCAGCAGAAGCAGGCAACACUGGAGGCCUGGCUGCAGCGUGAGGCACAGACCCUGCAGCGGUACCGAGUGGAGCUGGCCGAGAAGCACCAGAAGACCCUGCAGCUGCUACGCAAGCAACAGACGGUCAUCCUGGACGACGAGCUGAUCCAGUGGAAGCGGCGGCAGCAGCUGGCAGGGAAUGGGGGUCCCCCUGAGGGCAGCCUGGACGUGCUGCAGUCCUGGUGUGAGAAGCUGGCCGAGCUCAUCUGGCAGAACCGACAGCAGAUCCGCAGGGCUGAGCACCUGUGCCAGCAGCUGCCCAUCCCGGGGCCAGUGGAGGAGAUGCUGGCCGAUGUCAACGCCACCAUCACGGAUAUCAUCUCAGCCCUGGUCACCAGCACCUUCAUCAUCGAGAAGCAGCCCCCGCAGGUCCUGAAGACGCAGACCAAGUUCGCAGCCACUGUGCGGCUGCUGGUGGGUGGGAAGCUGAACGUGCACAUGAACCCGCCGCAGGUGAAGGCCACCAUCAUCAGCGAGCAGCAGGCCAAGGCGCUGCUCAAGAGCGAGAGCACCCACAAUUGCAGUGAGUGCAGUGGCGAGAUCCUGAACAACUGCUGCGUCAUGGAGUACCAGCAGGCCAGCGGCACGCUCAGCGCCCACUUCCGAAACAUGUCACUGAAGAGGAUCAAGCGGGCUGACCGGCGGGGCACGGAGUCCGUGACAGAGGAAAAGUUCGCCAUCCUGUUCCAGUCGCAGUUCAGCGUGAGCGGCCACGAGCUCGUGUUCCAGGUCAAGAUCCUGUCACUGCCUGUGGUCGUCAUCGUCCAUGGCAGCCAGGAUCAUAACGCCACAGCCACUGUGCUGUGGGACAAUGCCUUUGCCGAGCUGGGCAGGGUGCCGUUCGCUGUGCCCGACAAAGUGCUGUGGCCGCAGCUGUGCGAGGCGCUCAACAUGAAGUUCAAGGCCGAGGUGCAGAGCGCGAGGGGCCUGACCAAGGAGAACCUGGUGUUCCUGGCGCAGAAGCUGUUCAGCAGCAGCAGCAGCCACCUGGAGGACUACAGCAGCAUGUCCGUGUCCUGGUCGCAGUUCAACAGGGAGAACCUGCCAGGCUGGAAUUACACCUUCUGGCAGUGGUUCGACGGGGUCAUGGAGGUGCUCAAGAGGCACCACAAAUCACACUGGAAUGAUGGCGCCAUCCUGGGCUUCGUGAACAAGCAGCAGGCCCACGACCUGCUCAUUAACAAGCCCGACGGAACCUUCCUGCUGCGCUUCAGCGACUCGGAGAUUGGCGGCGUCACCAUCGCCUGGAAGUUUGACUCCCCCGACCGCAACCUGUGGAACCUCAAGCCCUUCACCACGCGGGACUUCUCCAUCAGGUCCCUGGCAGACCGCCUGAGCGACCUGAGCUACCUUGCAUACGUGUUCCCCGACCGGCCCAAGGACGAGGUCUUCUCCAAGUACUACACGCCCGUGCUUGCAAAAGCAGUGGAUGGCUACGUGAAGCCACAGAUCAAGCAAGUGGUCCCUGAGUUUGCGACUGCAUCUGCGGACAGCGGGGCCAGCGCUACCUACGUGGACCAGGCUCUGUCCCCGGCCGUGUGUCCCCAGGCACCGUACAACCUGUACCCUCAGAACCCCGACCCGGUCCUGGACCAGGAGGCCGAGUUCGACCUGGAUGAGACCAUGGACGUGGCCCGGCAUGUGGAGGAGCUGCUGCGCCGGCCUGCAGGCGGCCUGGACUCCCGCCUCUCCCCGCCCGAAGGCCUCUUUGCCCUGGCUCCAGGGUCCCUGUCUUGAGCGUGGGCUCGGGCAUGUGCACGGCAGCAGCAGCCCCCAAUCGCCGCACUGUGUGUGCGUGCGUGUGCACCUGUGCAUGCGCACACUGGGCCCGUCCCGUACCCCUCUAUGGCCCUGACCUGUCCCUAUAAGCAGCGAUGGCCCCUCUUCCUGUGCGUGCCCGGGCCACCGCUGGGCAGAACUCGGCUCCCCUGCGUGGGGGCAGAGUGGCCCUGUCCUAGUCUUGUCCCCUUGCACUGUCCCCUCCCUUAGUCCUGUCCUGCCCUGGCCUUGUUUCCGUGCCACUCCCAUUGCAAACUGGCUCAGAGACUGGAGGAAGCAACUGGUCCCCAACACGGGGUGACUGCGCCCAGAGACACUGAGGGUGGCACCGGCCCUUUCUGGAACAACAUCAGGAACGAGCGGUGGCCCAGGGCCGGAACCCGGACUAGGGAUGAGCAGCGCAGCCGCAGCUGUUGCACAACAGCCUGAGGUCCUGGAGGCCAGGACCCUGCCCCCACGUCCCGUCCCCAUGUCCCAGGCUGAGUGACAGCUGCAGCUGCGGUGCGGCUGGGAGCCGGGUGAGGCUUCUCUGCAGCGCAGGGCGGGGUCUUCUGCAUGCGCUGUACACAGAGCGCAGGUGUGUGUGACCCGUAUUUGUAAUAAAAUAUUUUUGCACAAA